This is a messenger RNA of Cantharellus anzutake, 1905 nucleotides long. RefSeq lists its product as uncharacterized. Lineage: Eukaryota; Fungi; Basidiomycota; Agaricomycetes; Cantharellales; Hydnaceae. The record is from RefSeq and is a predicted model, not a curated record. Bases 23 to 1801 code for a protein of 592 amino acids. The transcript has 3 exons.
GGCUCUUCAUGGCGGCACGUCUAUGUUGAACAAUGGCAUUUUGAGUCUCAGUGAUGCGAAGACUCGUACGAUCUGGACUGGCGAUGCCGUUCACCAACUCGCAGUUUUAGAGAUGUCACCUUCAGAUACCAUUGGGAUCCACCAAGGCGUCGUCUUGGCUCUCGUAAGCUCCAAUCUCCCAGGGGAGGCACACAAGAAAUUCGUCCGGAUGUACAGUCUUUCAAGUUUGUGCAACUUGGUGACGUUAAUGGUCAACCAACCGGAAACGGUUCCGGUCGACCUUGGGCGGCCAACUGGCUGGGCUAGUGCACCGCCCCAGGCGAAGCGACACCGACCAGCUAGCAGUAUUACCCGAAUUUUGUCCAUUCUCGAAUCCCCAUCUUCUCAAAAAGAACGACGGGCAGAUCAGAGAUAUUCUAAUCUGGCUACACCCUCAAGCUCACGCCAUUCUCGAGCCUCUUCAACACCGUCACACCCUAGCUCGAGUUUAUCGUCUGGAGACCCUGCAUGGGACAUAAUAGACGAUUUACCACUCAAAUGGGCUAAGGACUAUCUCCCUCUGGCACCGGCAUAUCUAAAACUAGCAGAUGGAAGUGUCAGCAAGUUCGAGCUUUUCCAGACAGACGAUCGAUCGAAGAAUGGUCCUUCAGUGUUAGCCGUUGGCGCCAAGAAUCACAUAUACAUAUUCGAAUCUGGGAAGGGUGAAAGGGCAUUUCGUUUUGCCAAAGAACUAUACACCCCGUUCACGGUGGCUCAUAUGAGAUUCGUUUACCAAUCUACAAACGAUGGGCUGCUCAUGUCUAGACACACAGUGGGCCCUGGAGCGUACAGACAUAAUCGAAACCCGUCGCUAACAGAACUCACCGAAGCCCGAUCUAUUUCCCUUCGUGCAUCCUGCACAUCGAAAACUGAAGAAGUUUUCAAAACGUCCAGUGUUUUUGCUUCUCAACUUUGCCUUUUCGUCUCUUUUGGUGAACGUGCAGCAAUCAUUGGGCUAUCUGACUCUGCUGUAGAAGAAGUGUCACUACGCGACGAUAUUCCCCCUCCAGUUUCACGACCAUAUAGCUGCGAUCAAUCCCAAGAUCCAGCCACCGUCGGCCCUUGGCUCCCCAUCGCAUACCUUAAAUUCCCGUCACCACCAACUUCAAUCACGAAAAACGACCCAGAAGCCAUAGGUAUUUUCACCGGGAGCCUCGAAGCGGUCUACAUUCUCACCAAAGGCCGACGAACGCAUAUCCUCCGAUCUCCCUUGCCUAACCCUGCUUCCUCGGCCAAAGCACUUAUAGAACUCACAUGGAAAGAACAACCUUCUGAAGUGAAACCCCGAACCUGUAUACAUACCGAGCUAUUCAUAAAUGCUGCACCCGAUUCUCGCAAUACGACACAGCAACUCCAACUCCAAUUAAUGGCAUUUAAUGGCACAGGGAUCGAAGUCAUCGAAGUUCCAAUUUCCGCCAUCCAAGCCGCUGCACAGGGUGAAAUCGCAGGUCAAAUGUCCCUCCGGGGGAAGGGGAAGGGAAGGGCACUCCCUGCACCUCCUGGUGUUGAAUAUGUUCGAGCCAAAAUGGAUCUUGGCGGUGAGGCUACCUUCCUCGCAACCGGAGGACAGUGGGAUGGAUUUAAGGGGUUAGGAAGACUUGAACGGGCUGCCAGCACGACGAGCAGUGUGUUUGGCGAAGAUGUGAGGGAUAGGAGUGGAGUCUACGCAUGCUAUGAGAAGGGGCCAAACGAUUACAGAGUGUUUUUUAUAGGGGAUUACGCUCAGGGAGACGAGUUGGUGGAGGAGAACGACGGCUUUUAAGCACUUCCUUCGGAUUAAGUAUAAUUUUCUUGCGAACAUCUCAUGUUGCUAUAACACACAUGUAAUCACUCGUAGCGAAUUGAUUAGGAUCCAGGAAAACUAGA